This is a messenger RNA of Solea solea (common sole), 3358 nucleotides long. RefSeq names its product protein prenyltransferase alpha subunit repeat containing 1 (gene ptar1). The coding region runs from base 58 to 1497 and encodes 479 amino acids. The transcript has 7 exons. Gene Ontology annotation, biological process: protein prenylation. Gene Ontology annotation, molecular function: protein prenyltransferase activity. Gene Ontology annotation, cellular component: cytoplasm. Lineage: Eukaryota; Metazoa; Chordata; Actinopteri; Pleuronectiformes; Soleidae. The record is from RefSeq and is a predicted model, not a curated record.
GUUUUUUUUACCCGGAAGAAGAACACGGUCUCCGUGACGUCAUUGAAAGCUGUAAAAAUGGCGGAGUUGGAGGAGGAGGUGGACGUCCUGGUGCAGAGAGUUGUCAAAGACAUUAACAACGCCUUCAAGAGGAACCCUCACAUUGAUGAAAUCGGUGUGAUCCCAUGUCCAGAGGCGCGCUACAAUCGCAGUCCCAUCGUGCUGGUGGAGAACAAGCUUGGUGUUGAGAGCUGGUGUGUUAAGUUCCUGCUGCCGUAUGUUCACAAUAAGUUGCUGCUCUACCGCCAGCGCAAACACUGGUUAGACAGGGAGGCUUUAGUGGAUAUCACCUGCACUUUGCUGCUGCUUAAUCCGGACUUCACCACUGCAUGGAAUGUCAGGAAGGAACUUGUGCAGUGUGGAGUUCUUCACCCUGAAAAAGACCUCUAUCUGGGUAUGCUGGCCCUCACCAAGUUCCCCAAGAGCCCAGAGACAUGGAUACACCGUCGCUGGGUGUUGCAGCAGAUGCUGCAUCAGUUCUUUGCUGUGGGCGAGAGCAGGAAGCAGCAGCAGCAGCAGCAGCAGCAGAACGGUGAAGCAGCACAGGCUGAUGGAGAGAGGAGCCACCAGCUCAGUGACCAUCUGGCCAGGACACUCCACCAAGAGAUGAAGGUGUGCUCUGACGCUGCCUGCCGCUAUCCCAGCAACUACAACGCCUGGUCCCAUCGCAUCUGGGUGCUACAGCACAUGGCAAAGGGCAAUGUCAAGGUUUUCCACGACGAGCUGUCGUCGAUGCGUCUGUGGGUGUCCAUGCAUGUGUCUGACCACAGUGGCUUCCACUACCGCCAGUUCCUGCUCAAUGAGCUGAUCACUGCGCUCUCGCACGCGGCAGCUCCCGCCAUCACCGCCGUUACAUGUCCUUCCCAGUUCUGCUCCGGUCCAGUCCCCGGCACCGCCGGUCCCCACAGUCUCAGCCACGCCCACGCUAACGGCGAGCUGUCGGGAGCAGACGCAGCAGCAGAGGAUGAGAGGCAACACAGCUGUACCACAGUCCUGCAGCUCUUCCACCAGGAGAUGGAGCUGUGCUCAGACCUGAUCCAGUCCUUCCCGGGACACGAGACACUCUGGAGUCACAGGCGGCAUGUCUUUUACUUGUGGCAUCAGUGGAGGAGAGAGCAGCAGCCACACGGCAGCAGUAACGGAGGUAGCCGGCCCAUCCACCAUAACGACAGUGACCCGGGUCGGCCAGAGGUCGGCGAUGGAAGCCGCGCAGGCCGGACAGAGAGUGUGAACGGACAGAACCACACCGGUGAGCCCAUGGACGUAGACGGGGCGUCCUCGUCUGACCCACACGACAGCAAGCGGCUGAAGAGAGGGGCCCCGCUGCCGAGCGCCACCCUGCCCUCCGAGCACGGCUUUGUGGGCGGAGUCCUGCGCGGUUGCUGUGACCCAGAGCAGAGACGUUUUGCCCUGGCGUACAAGAAGUGGUUAGACACCGUCAUCGCUCAGCAGCCGUGAGAGAGAAGAGUUAGCCGCGUCCUUCCUUAACAGACCAAGAGUUCUGAUCAGCCACUCACCUGUUGUAGUGCUGAGAGUAACUUAUAGUUUUUUCAAAUGCAGUAAAGACUGGGGAGCCUAGAUCCUGACGUACCCUUCUGAUGGUGAGUAAAGAGGAAGGUGACGGGAUGUUCUUCCUCAGAAACACGUGGAUUCUCUUGAGCUUCAUCUGAGCCAGUACUUCUUCAGAAUGGAAAUCGGUACAGAGUAAGCCUGUUGGUUCCGUUGAUAGAUUCUGCUCUUGUUUCAGGUUCCGUAGUACCUCAGGACAAAUUUCCACCAUUUUUCUUUUGUUGUUGUUUUGUCGCCAUCUCGGCGUCCGGCUGCGUCGCUCCAUGUUUGUUCAGAUAUUCCAACAAACUGCUGCCGCAACAGGUGAGAGCUCAGCAGGAUUUACACUCGGCGUGACUCGCUGCUAACCACGCAUGAACAGAUUAUAUAUUUAUUCCUGAAGCUGAAAGCUUAGGAGAACGGGGAUAGUGACUGACGUCAGUUCUGUUAUAUCUUCUGAAAAACUCUUUUACAUGCUGGGGAAACAAAUCCAGAGUUACUGCAGUUUAAUCAAUCAUGUAAUCAUUUAUAGAGCUCCGGGCGCUGACGGCACACAACCGAGGGAACGCCCUCAGGCUUCUACUGACAGACGUGCACACGCGACACCAUGAUUCUCAAACACACCAGAGUGUGUGUGAUGGCAGUGAUGUGUGUAGAAAUGACAAUAAGUUCAAUCAUAGUUACAGUCACCUUAUCUCUUACUCCAUCUUAAUCUAAUUUCACUACACCAGUGUGUGUGUGUGUGAAGUAUAUGUGAGGAAGAGGAGGAGGAGGAGGAUGAGAGAGCAAAGGGGAAUAAAUGUGCUCGACCUGUUUACACCUCUGUGUUUUAACGUUGGUGUUUGGUUUAAAGCGUUUGAGAACCGCUGGUCAGUCUCAUGUCAUCAUACCAGUGAAGGUGGUGCAUGGAUGUCAGAGACACUUUACUGGAUCCGUCAUGAACCGCGUUUUACAGUGAGCCCAAGAAGACGGAGCCAAGGGAACAAACACAAGCAACACAUUUCGUAUCUGUCUCUCGGUAAAUCGUGGACAUACUAGGUUUGUCAUGUGACGUCCAGAGCUCUAUGUCACUGUGUGCGUCUUCAUGUCCGCUGUGUUGAAAUUCAGUGGCCUCACUUGUUGCAACGGCAGCUUGAAAGCACAGAGCCCUGAUCCUCAGAUUUCCAUUCUGAAGGCAGUUACUUUAUUAACCAUGUAUACUUUCUUCACUCUGCGUCUUCUCAUCUUGAUCCUCGGCUGCGGGUGUUGCUUUAUUUCUGUCCACUAAAUUUACUGAUUAACAGAGUUGCUAAGUCCUAAAUAUGGAGCUACAUGCUAAGUUAUAGUUGCGUUCAACAGGAAGCCCUGAAAACUGAUCUUUAGCAGACCUGUUGUUGUUGUUGUUGUUGUUGUUGUUGGGGGAAGAAACGUUGGCACUGAUCUGAAGGAGCUCAAAGUGAGCGGUGCUGCGUGUUGCUGCUACCACACCAAACUGUUAGUUCUGUAUCGUUGCUUUUUAAAGGUCCAGUGAAGAAAAAGUGACUGAUUAUGACAAAUUAAGACUCCUCUGCUCACCCUUCCCUUUACUGAAGGUGUCGGGUAACUGCGGAGGUUCUUCACGUCAUCAUGUCCAGCUGUAGUAUUAUUUAUUUUGUUUAUAAACCACGUGAGGCUGCAACGAAGAUUAUUUUCAUAUCUGUCAAUUAGUUCCUCAACUCAUUGUGUGGUCCAUAAAAUAUCAGAAAAUCAAUGUUGAUGCAACAGUUUUAAUAUUUUUUUUUUUAUAUAUAUA